AUGCCAGCUAAAGGUAAAUAUUUCUUCAACGAAAACGAUGACUGCAGGAUAUCAGACCCACUCUACGAGAAGUAUCGCUACACCAGCCAGCAGCAUCCCCUCCUGCUCCUGCUGCUCUUCAUUGCCAUCAUCUUCUGGACUACUCUCAUCAUCAUCUUUUUUCUUACUGAUGAAGCAUAUUCUUACCCUGCCUUCAUUAUUGCAGUGUGUGCUGCCCUUGGCAUCUUUGCAGUCAUGUACUUGCUGCUGUGUAUCGAGUCUGUGUUUCGAAGGUGGCUGAUGUUAUUUGGAGUGAUGAUCUGGAUUUGCUUCCUGACUGUAGGAUAUGUGUCUCUGUUUGAAAGAGGAAAAGAUUAUCAGCUGUGGGAACAGGUGCCAUUCUUUCUCUUCAUAAUCUUCACAGUUUAUACCAUGCUACCCUUUGGGAUGAGAGGUGCUGUCAUAAUUAGUGUUCUUUCUGCUCUCUCCCAUAUUAUUGUUAUGAGCACUGUGGUAAGCAUGACUUCUCAGCAAAAAAAGGAAUGCAUUCUAUAUCAGCUGCUUGCCAACGCUGUCAUUUUCCUCUGUGGUAACUUGAUGGGUGCAUUUCACAAACGCCAAAUGCAAGUUGCUUCGUGGGAUCUGUACAGAUACACACUGAAGUGCAUUCAGGUCCGAAUGAAGCUGAAGAUUGAGAAGAGGCAACAAGAAAAUUUGCUUUUAUCCAUCCUGCCAGCUCAUAUCUCUAUGGAAAUGAAGCUGGCAAUCAUUGAGCGACUGAAGGAAACUAAUGACAAUAGGCAAAUUCAUGACAACAACUUCCACAGUCUGUAUGUGAAAAGGCAUCAAAAUGUUAGCAUUCUUUAUGCAGACAUCGUAGGAUUUACUCGCCUGGCCAGUGACUGCUCUCCUAAGGAACUAGUAGUGAUGCUGAAUGAACUUUUUGGAAAGUUUGAUCAGAUUGCAAAGGAGAAUGAAUGCAUGAGAAUAAAAAUCCUCGGGGACUGUUACUACUGUGUCUCAGGCUUACCUGUGUCCUUACCUGUUCAUGCCAGGAACUGUGUGAAAAUGGGACUUGACAUGUGUGAAGCAAUAAAGCAGGUGAGAGAAGCCACAGGAGUAGAUAUCAACAUGAGGGUUGGCAUUCACUCUGGGAACGUGCUGUGUGGCGUGAUCGGCCUGCGGAAGUGGCAGUAUGACGUCUGGUCGCACGACGUGUCCCUCGCAAACCGCAUGGAGUCCGCGGGCGUACCUGGCCGUGUGCACAUCACUGAAGCCACGUUAAAUCACCUAGGCAAAGCUUAUGAAGUAGAAGAAGGGAAUGGACACCUGAGGGAUCCUUACCUUGAAUCCAUGAAUAUCAAAACGUACUUAGUGGUUGACCCAAGGUCCAAGCAAUGCAUAGCAAACAAUCAUCUCCCUAAAACAAGAGUCAACGAUGGGCUGAAGAUGCGAGCGUCGGUUCGCAUGACACGUUAUCUGGAGUCCUGGGGAGCAGCCAGGCCCUUUGCCCACCUGAACCACAGGGAAAGUGUGAGCAGUGACUCUUCCAGCUCACAAGGAAGGAGAAGAAAGGAAAUACCUUUGUGUUCCACUGGACGGCAAAAAACUUCUGAUAGAAACUCAUCUCAGAAGGGAAGGAUAGAGGAAGAUAUUUAUGAUGAAAUGAUGUCAACCAUUGAAGGCCUCAGUUCAACUAACCCGUGGUGUGGCAAAUCAGAUGACUUCUGUGGAUUUUCACUGAUUUUUGCUGAACCUGGUCUUGAAAAAGAGUAUCGCACCAUUCCUAUUCUAAAACUGAAGAGUUACUUUGCAUGUGCCAGUUUUGUGUUCCUCUGUAUAUUUGUGAUACAGAUGUUUAUCAUGCCAAGAACUGCAAAACUGGGAAUUUCCUUUGGAAUUGUUGCAGUCAUCAUUGUGCUUGUUUUAUUUGUGUGCUUUGCUGAGAAAUGUGUGAAGUGCUGCUCAGCUCAGUGGCCUUUCCUGCACCACCUCUGUGCUCUCUCAGAAAAGGUGGAGACAAUGCCUUUGCUCAGGCUUCCCUUAGCAAUCAUCACUAUCUCUGCCUUGCUGGUUAUAGCCAUUUUUAAUUUGCCUUUGGAAAACACAACUCAUUCCUGCAUUGAGGAAACUGUAAGUAGUGAAUACAAAACUGUACUUGAAAGUGUCCCAUAUUAUUCUUACUGCUGUAUAUUGGGGUUCAUUGCUUGCUCUGUGUUUCUUCAAAUGAGCUUCGAACUCAAAGUUCUGCUCCUGUCCAUUGCUGUGACUGUCUACCUCAUCAUGUUUAAUACUUUUCACCACAAUAAUGUCUUCGCUGGCAACAGCACCAGGCUUUUCAUCAAAGAGCCAAGGAUAAUGACUAAUUUAUACCUGGUUCUGUUUUAUAUAACCAUAAUUUUACUUGCGAAACAGAUAGACUAUUACUGUCGACUGGAUUGUCUGUGGAAGAACAAGUUUAAAAAAGAGCAUGAACAGUUUGAAACUAUGGAGAAUGUUAACAGGCUUUUGCUGGAAAAUGUACUUCCAGCACACGUUGCUGCAUAUUUCAUUGGUGAAAAAAGAAAUGAGGAUUGGUACCAUCAAUCCUAUGACUGUGUCUGUGUCAUGUUUGCAUCAGUACCAGAUUUUAAGGUGUUUUACACGGAAUGUGAUGUCAAUAAGGAAGGCCUGGAAUGUCUGCGGCUCUUGAAUGAAAUCAUUGCUGACUUUGAUGAGCUCUUGUUAAAGCCUAAAUUUAGUGGUGUUGAAAAAAUCAAAACAAUUGGAAGCACUUACAUGGCAGCAGCUGGUCUCAGUGUUACACCAGGCCAGGAGAACAACCAGUAUCCUGACACAGCCUUCCAGGUUGUAACUUGAUGACUGAUAUGUGUUAUGACUAGACAACACGCUCACAUUGGGAUCAUGGUGGAAUAUGGAAUCGCCUUGAUGAGUAAACUGGACGGCAUCAACCGACACUCCUUCAACAACUUCCGCUUGCGUAUCGGGAUCAAUCAUGGCCCUGUGAUUGCUGGUGUGAUCGGUGCCCGGAAACCUCAGUAUGAUAUUUGGGGCAACACUGUUAAUGUUGCUAGUCGAAUGGAGAGUACAGGGGAGCUUGGGAAAAUCCAGGUGACAGAAGAAACGAGCAAAAUACUCCAGGAGUUGGGAUACUCAUGUGAAUGUAGGGGACUCAUUAAUGUCAAAGGCAAGGGCGAACUGAGGACUUACUUUGUUUGCACUGAGACAGCCAAAUUCCAAGGUAUGGGACUGAACUGA
Molecule: messenger RNA, 3237 nt
Organism: Acanthisitta chloris (rifleman)
Lineage: Eukaryota; Metazoa; Chordata; Aves; Passeriformes; Acanthisittidae
Gene: ADCY7
Product: adenylate cyclase 7
Exons: 26
Biological process (GO): intracellular signal transduction; adenylate cyclase-inhibiting G protein-coupled receptor signaling pathway; adenylate cyclase-activating G protein-coupled receptor signaling pathway
Cellular component (GO): plasma membrane
Molecular function (GO): adenylate cyclase activity
Source: RefSeq, a predicted model, not a curated record